UGUCCUGUGGCUGCUGCGCGCUGAAACCAACUGAGACAGAGGAUUUUUCGGGAACGGAGGGCUUUUGGAGUGCGACUUCAUACAAAGUGACAGGAUUCUACGAGAGCUUUGCAGUGAACAGGUUCUGCAGGUUCUGCAUGGCAACCAGGAGUGAGAUCCAAGACAAGGAAGUAUGUUCAGGCACCUUUGAACCUCGAACUAAAGACAGUCACAACCAACAGGUGCAAGAGAUGACUGCAACACAGAAGAUGAUCUUGAGGGUCAUUCUCACAGAGGCGGAUAUAAGAAAAGUCAGCCUAAAUGCAAAGCCUGCUACGGUAGAGGAUUUGAUUAGCAAGCUCAAAGAAUCUCUGGGGCUUGAUUACAACUGCAUUCUCCAGUUCCAGGACCCUGAAUUCAAUUAUGAACUAUGUAAUCUGACUGAUAUUGCUGAUCUUCCAGAAAAACCAACAAUCAAAGUCAUCCCUCUGCUUGAACUAGUACCUAUCUCAGCAUCAGCAGAAAUAUCGAGUGACACUCACAGUACAACAGAUACAGAGAUCCUCUCACCCUCCCCUCAGGAGCGACAGAUAGGGUGGCCAGAAUUCUUUGAUAUCCCAAACUUUUCUGUUGAUGUUGAGUAUCGUCUGAGGCAAGCAGAUCUAUUAUACGUAAAGGACAGAACACUCUUUAAAGUUUCAAAGGAAGUCAAACAUGAGAUCCUUGAAAAAUUGGCUGAGAGCAUGUAUGGCUAUACAGCAUAUCCAAAUAAUGCUCAGUUUGAAAGUGUGGCAACGGCACUGAUAACUAAGCACCCCUGUCUCCAGGAACAAGGCUCAUCCAGUCGCUGCAGUGGUUGGAAAAAUAGUUUAAAAUAUAAAAUGGCUAAUUACAGAACCAAGCGAAGACGAUCAGGAUGCCUUGAUGUUGCAGUAAAUUCAGGCAAACGUGGGAGGCACUCACCAGAAGGAGUACCUGCUAACAAGCAUAUCAAGAAGGCCAAGAAAGGUGAACUGAACUACUUGCCCAACUUUCCAGAUGGUUUUGAUCAGGCAGGCCUUGAAGAUGCUCGCAAAAAGUUGGUUGAUGAAAUGCAAAAGAGAACACCAGACAGAUGGCUUGUGAAACAAAAGAUGGACCUGACAUUUGCAUUAAGAAGAAAAGAGGUGGUGGAGUCUGAACCUGCCAUAAGCCUGAUGAUGGAGCGAUGGCCUGCUAUUUUCACAGAAGAUCAGGUGUACAUGGAGUUCAGCAGGAUUGUGGGCAAGAAUCUUAAGCAGGAGUUCUAUGAAGGAAUUGAUCAACACAGUUCUCGUCUUAUGGAGAUAUUUCGCUCAAAGAGAGGGAAUGUUGGGCAGAUGUUGACUCUGCUUUUACAACAGAUCAGGACUAAUGAGCCGACUGACAUCCGCACACUGGUGCUCAGAGGACUUCCUCUUCUGCUUGGUGACAACCCUACAGACUUCUACAAAACAUACAUCGGUGAUGAUGGCGACUCGCUCCACCAAGUUGACAUUGGGAUCCUCAUUGUUGAACAGGAAGGUCCAUCAUCCUUUAAGAUUGUCAUUGAGGGAGAAACUGUCAUGGACAGUCUUCAAGACCUGCCAAAGGCUGUGUGCAUCCUGUUUGGACUGAUGUACGCAUUACACCUUAACUAUCCCAAGUCCAUGAGAAACACCUUCCAGUUCAUCCAGCAGGUACUCCUGAUGUUGGGCCAUACUGACCUGAAACCUAGAUUACAAACAUUGAGAAACCAGCUGACAAUUUAAAGGAUGCUAAAUCAAGCACACUGUGAAAGCCAUGGCUAGUUUGUUCAAUUGCAUGUCAUGUGUACAGGGUGAACUACGUUUGAAUCAAAGGCCAUACAAAAAUGUAUACAAGGCCAUAUACCAGAAAACCUCAAGCUGUACCUGUUUGGUCUGCCUGUAUUAAGGUGCAAAUAUUUGCUUUCCAGAUUUUGUGGAUUUGUUCUGACCAUUAUUUUGUUGAAUACUAUAAUGAAUGCAAUGCUUUUACUUCUCUUUAUUCUGCCAUCUAUUAGAUCUGAUGCAGGCAUAUCUCCAGCUGAUGAUUGUUUAUAUUUUUUUUUGUGUUCAAUCACAUGUUCUAAUAUUUUAUGAAAGACCAGAGAAAAUUUUCUGUUUUCAUAUAAGCAGUUUGUUUGAAAUGGCACAAAGAAACUCCAACAAAUGAUGUAUGGAAGAACUUACCUGCCUUGAUCAUAAGACCACCAACCUGGCCUCAACUUUCAAACUUUACUGAGGCAGGAAAAAAAGGUUUUGAUUUUUGUUUGUCCACUGUAAACUUCAUGAUUUUACUUUACAAUUUUGGCAAGUUCAUGUUGGUGCAUCCAAUUAUUAGGAAAUAAAACAUGUUGCAACUACUGAA
Scatophagus argus is the source of this 2367-nucleotide messenger RNA. RefSeq lists its product as uncharacterized. Lineage: Eukaryota; Metazoa; Chordata; Actinopteri; Scatophagidae. The coding region runs from base 138 to 1748 and encodes 536 amino acids. The record is from RefSeq and is a predicted model, not a curated record. The transcript has 6 exons.